Molecule: messenger RNA, 459 nt
Organism: Ananas comosus (pineapple)
Lineage: Eukaryota; Viridiplantae; Streptophyta; Magnoliopsida; Poales; Bromeliaceae
Product: zinc finger protein GIS-like
Exons: 2
Coding region: 1-459 (152 amino acids)
Source: RefSeq, a predicted model, not a curated record
AUGGCCGAUCUAGCCGACAAGAAGGAAUCGAAGGGAUCGACCGAAGAUGAUCGAGACUCCCCGAACGGAGACGGCAGCGACGACGACGACGACGACGACGACGACACGGCUUCCGCCAAGGGCCAGUUCUACAACUGCACCUUCUGCAAGAGAGGCUUCUCGACCGCGCAAGCGCUCGGUGGGCACAUGAACAUACACCGCAAAGAACGCGCGCGGACGACGACGACGACGACAACGAUGUCGAGGUCAAACAGCACUGCUGCUGCUGCUGCUUACGUUGUCUCCGAAUCAGUCGAGGGAUCGGGGAGUAGUACUGGUGGGUAUUACUAUUCGCCUUCUUCACAGUCGGUUAGGGCUUACUCCGCGCACUCGCAGAGGCCGCGAGAGCUUUGUCUCUUCGGCAGUGGCGAUUUGAGCUUGGGUUUGGGGUUGCAUGGUGGUGAUGAUGAACUUUCGUAG